AUGGUAUUGUUGGGUUAUUUACUUCUCGAUCGAAUGACUAAGGAUGAAGAAUUCGAUAAGAUACCUGGUCCAAAAGGAAUAUUUUUGUUUGACAAUGAGAAAAGUAAUGAUCUAGUAAAGAAGCUUGAAUUUGAAGUGAAUAAAAUAAAAACUGAUCUUCAUCCUUAUGUAACUGACCUCUCAUUGAAUUCUGUUUGUGAAACAGCAAUGGGUAUAUCCUUAGAUAAAGAAGCGUCUGAUUUCUCGAAAACAUAUAAAAGCGCUGUACACAAACUGGGUUCAUAUUUAUUUUAUAGAAUAAACAAAAAAUUUGGCUUUAUCCAAAUAAGAUAUUUAGCAUUUCUCCCAAUAGUGAUGAUAGAAAAAUAUAUACAGAUAAAGCAAAUGAUGACUCAUAGUGUGGAUGAUACAAUCGGAACUAAAAAGAAAAGACUGGCGAUGUUGGACUUGUUACUAGUAUCUGAAAAAGAAGGUAAAAUCGACAGGGAAGGAAUUCAUGAAGAAGUUGAUACUUUUAUGCUUGCUGGAUAUGACACCACGGCAACCGCUCUUAAGUACGCGUUUAUGCUUUUAGCUAAUCACAAAGAAGAACAGGAUAAAAUUUUGGAAGAGAGUGCUCAGAUAUUAAAUUCACCGGACAGUAAGCCUACCAUGAACGACUUAUCACAGAUGAAAUACUUAAAGUCGUGUAUAAAAGAAACCUUAAGGUUGUAUCCUCCUGUUCACUUUAUAAGCAGGCAAAGUGACCAACCGGUGCAAUUUAGUAAUAGAAUUCCGUUUAGUGCUGGCCCAAGGAAUUGUAUAGGUCAGAAAUUCGCGAUGCUAGAAAUGAAGAUGGCCAUCUUAGCUGUUCUCCGAGAAUACCGACUUUUACCCGUCACUAAGCCGGACGAUAUCGUCAUCUACAUGUAUUUGAUAUUGCGGUCAACGGAACCAAUAUACGUCAAAUUCGAAAAAAGAAAUGUCUAAUAAA
This is a messenger RNA of Vanessa tameamea, 973 nucleotides long. RefSeq names its product cytochrome P450 4C1-like. The record is from RefSeq and is a predicted model, not a curated record. NCBI's taxonomy places the organism in Eukaryota, Metazoa, Arthropoda, Insecta, Lepidoptera, Nymphalidae. Gene Ontology annotation, molecular function: oxidoreductase activity, acting on paired donors, with incorporation or reduction of molecular oxygen; monooxygenase activity; iron ion binding. The coding region runs from base 1 to 969 and encodes 322 amino acids. The transcript is spliced from 7 exons.